AAUGCAUUCUGCAAAUAAUUGUUUCCUUGAAAGAUCCUCAACAAUAUGUUCGAUUUCUGUAUCCUCAUUUUUAUAUAAAAAAAUCUUUUACAUGGGUAUUUACUGAAUCUUCCAAGUGGAGUACAAUUGCAGUGGCUAUUAUACUUUGUUAGUGCGCCGAGCACAAUAUGAAUAAGUGUAUACAUACAAGAAAGUUUAGGUUGGGUUAGUGAAGUGACGUCAGCGCGCAGCAAUUUGCACCACUGGGAUGACAAGCAGACGACGGUUUACUUUGUAUGCACGUAUCGUUAGUAAAAUUCAAACGACUAUCAGGGAAAAUCGAAUAUAAAAUCGAAUUCGUGUCGACGCAUCUGUGUGACAAAUGAAUGCGUUAUAUUUACGCAAAAUAAAAAGAUAAUUUCGAUGCAUAGAACGACGGACAAGUAACUGUGAAUGCUCAGCAUUGUGUAAAAUAGCGCACAAACAACAUGGAAGUGCUAGAUCCUAGUGUCUCAAGAGAUGACCAGCCGCUCUGCAUCAACGAUUCCUUGGAAAAAGUCACUUUGUCAAAUAUACCACCAGAUACAACAUCAUGGAUAAAAGCAAGGCAUACAUUGGGUUUUUUAGGAUUUCUAGGUUUUGCUCUUGUGUAUGCUAUGAGAGUAAAUUUAUCUGUGGCUAUUGUUUCAAUGGUUAAUCAAACAGCAAUUCCACAUAGCGAUGAUAAUGAUACCACUGAUGUUUGUCGUGAUGAAAAUCCCAUUAAUGGGACAUUCAUACCAAGUGCUGGAGAAUUUAAUUGGGACGAAAAAACACAAGGUUUUAUAUUAGGUGCCUUCUUCCUGGGCUAUGUAAUUACAAAUGUCCCAGGUGGUAGACUGGCAGAAAUUUAUGGUGGAAAACUAAUUUAUGGAUUAGGAGUAUUUCUAACUGCUGUAUUGACUGUAAUCAGUCCUUUCGCGGCAUACGUAGGUUUAGUACCAUUUUUAAUUGUGAGAGUAGCAGAAGGAUUCACAGAGGGUGUUACAUUCCCUGCAAUGCAUAGCAUGCUAGCACACUGGGUACCUCCAUUGGAGAGAAACAAAUUUGCUGGUGUAGUAUAUGCAGGUGUCAAUUUUGGUACUGUUAUAUCCUUACCAGUAAGUGGAUGGUUAUGCUCGUUAGAACUUUGGGGUGGAUGGCCUCUCGCAUUUUAUUUAUUUGGAGGGCUUGGCAUUGUAUGGUAUGCAUUUUGGCUAAUUUUUAUAUUUGACUCACCCGCGCAACAUACAACCAUCGACCCUCUCGAAAGGGCAUAUAUCGAGGCUACUGCAGAAAAGACGAAUGAGGGCAGUCAGCCGGGAGUUCCUUGGUUAUCAGUAUUUACAUCGCUACCGAUGUGGGCGAUAGCGAUAACGCAAUGUGGACAGGCAUGGGCGUUUUACACCCUUUUGACAGAAUUACCUACGUACAUGGACAAAAUUUUGCAUUACGACGUACAACAGGACGCAUUUCUUUCAGCAUUGCCUUAUUUAAGUUCUUGGAUAGUCGGACUCUGCAUUUCGAGUUUCGCGGAUUUUCUUCUUGCCCGUCAGCUUUUAUCUCCUUUAGCAUCGUUCAAGUUAUGGAACACGGUGGCUUCGUUAGGCCCUAGUCUCAGUUUUGUUGGCGCUAUCUGGGCUGGAUGCAAUCGUUUGACCGUAAUGAUGAUGCUUACCGUCUUAGGGUCCCUGCAAGGUGCAGUUUAUGCCGGAAAUCAAAUGAAUCACAUUGCUUUGGCACCACAAUACGCAGGAACACUUUACGGCCUUACGAAUACUGCCGCAAAUGUUUGCGGAUUCUUGGCACCAUAUAUUAUCGGAAGAAUGGUUCAAGGACAUGAAACGCUGGCUCGUUGGCAUACAGUAUUUUGGUUGGCAGCGGUAAUAAACAUGGCAACCAAUUGUUUUUACCUGAUCUUCGCAUCUGCUACAGAACAACCAUGGAGUAAAGGGGGAAUAUUUUCGAGCAUGGGUCUCACAAUGCAUCCCUGGUCGGAGUGGCGAGUGAACGGAGCGGACCAAUAGGAUUCCGAUUACCAUACUAUGUUAAUCGAAAACGUGGAAUUGAGUAAACGGACCAAAUGAAUUGUAAUAAUUAUUUAUAUAAAUAAAGAGAACUAUUUUUUUAAUUAUUUAUUCGA
Molecule: messenger RNA, 2140 nt
Organism: Hylaeus volcanicus
Lineage: Eukaryota; Metazoa; Arthropoda; Insecta; Hymenoptera; Colletidae
Gene: MFS10
Product: sialin-like
Exons: 8
Coding region: 468-2024 (518 amino acids)
Biological process (GO): monoatomic anion transport; transmembrane transport
Molecular function (GO): transmembrane transporter activity
Source: RefSeq, a predicted model, not a curated record